Fukomys damarensis (Damara mole-rat) is the source of this 906-nucleotide messenger RNA. It is a transcript of the gene B3galt4, whose product is annotated as beta-1,3-galactosyltransferase 4. The record is from RefSeq and is a predicted model, not a curated record. Gene Ontology annotation, molecular function: N-acetyl-beta-D-glucosaminide beta-(1,3)-galactosyltransferase activity. Gene Ontology annotation, cellular component: membrane. The transcript has a single exon. The annotation marks the transcript as partial. NCBI's taxonomy places the organism in Eukaryota, Metazoa, Chordata, Mammalia, Rodentia, Bathyergidae.
GAGUCGGCAGCCCAGGGGGACAUCGUGCAGGCCGCCUUCCAGGACACCUACCGCAACCUCACCCUCAAGACUCUCGUGGGGCUGCACUGGGCCAGCACGCACUGCCCCAAGGCCCGCUAUGUCCUCAAGACUGACGACGAUGUGUACGUCAACGUCCCCGAGCUGGUGUCCGAGCUGACCCGGAGAGGGGGCCCUUGGCAGCCACAGGAGAGGGGCACAGGGUCCCAGGAACAGGCUGCGGCUGCCGGGGCCAAGGCAGUGCCACUUCUGUACCUAGGCCGGGUGCACUGGUGGGUGAGGCCCUCUCGGGCCCCUGGAGGCCGGCACCUGGUAUCGGAGGCGCAGUGGCCGCCGGCCUGGGGCCCAUUUCCGCCCUACGCCUCGGGCACGGGGUACGUGCUGUCUGCGUCUGCCGUGCAGCUCAUCCUGAAGGUGGCCGCCCGGGUCCCCCCGCUGCCACUGGAGGACGUCUUUGUGGGCGUGAGUGCGCGGCGGGGCGGCCUAGCCCCCACCCACUGUGUCAAGCUGGCUGGCGCCACCCACUACCCCCUGGACCGGUGCUGCUACGCGAGAUUCCUGCUGACCUCGCACAGGCUGGACCCCGGGCAGAUGCGGGCGGCCUGGAAGCUGGUGCAUGGGGAAGCCACUGGCCCCUUCUGCUCCUGGCUCCAGGGAGCCCUAGGCGUCCUACGGUGCCGGCUCAUAGCCUGGCUGCAUGACUGAGAGCGGAACCACGGGAGAGGAGCUGCGGGUCCAAGCUGGCUACAGCUGGCCAAUUUCUCACACCAGACCCUAGUCUGUCACCGGAGCACAGAGUGGUGCGGCCUGCCCAGCCCAAAGAUGGGUUCCAGGAAGAGAAAUGCUACUCCUAGCCGGCCAGGGAAGGGCCCCUCAAUAAACGUGUUU